Molecule: messenger RNA, 471 nt
Organism: Pleurotus ostreatus (oyster mushroom)
Lineage: Eukaryota; Fungi; Basidiomycota; Agaricomycetes; Agaricales; Pleurotaceae
Exons: 1
Coding region: 1-471 (156 amino acids)
Source: RefSeq, a predicted model, not a curated record
AUGCCAUUGACCAAAUUCGUGGCCUCAAUCCUCCACAAGCUGAAUCAUUGGAGGUCACAAGCUCGUCUAGCCCUCCAUGCUGCCAAUGCAGAUAUCAUCCUCGACGAGAAUUUGCCUAACCCCCCUUCUUUCGAGGAACAUAAACACAAGGAUAUGGAGUACAUUUGGGAUACUACGCUUCGUUCAUGCUGGCCGACGAACGACGCUGCCAAAUUACAGCUCGUGAAGAAACCCCAGAGAGCCACCGGACAAGCUCCUGUGGAAGGUACUGGAGGCUGUGGGUCGAAGAAGAGGAAAAGUAUUGACGAGAGCGACCUCGAAAGCAAUGACGAGGAUCCCAAACCGAAGAAGGUGAAGAGCAUCACCUCGGAAGCACUUUCACACGGGCCCAAAGAACGCAAGUCGUCGAAGAAGAUGCCAUCCGUCGCAACGAGGAGGAGCACACGGUUACACAUGGGCAGCACUAACUGA